Conger conger (European conger) is the source of this 2427-nucleotide messenger RNA. It is a transcript of the gene rgmd, whose product is annotated as RGM domain family, member D. Gene Ontology annotation, cellular component: plasma membrane. The record is from RefSeq and is a predicted model, not a curated record. The coding region runs from base 54 to 1334 and encodes 426 amino acids. NCBI's taxonomy places the organism in Eukaryota, Metazoa, Chordata, Actinopteri, Anguilliformes, Congridae. The transcript is spliced from 3 exons. Gene Ontology annotation, biological process: BMP signaling pathway. Gene Ontology annotation, molecular function: coreceptor activity.
ACAUCAUCGCCCAGCAGCAGUCGAGGAACUCCAUUCUAACUGAAUGGAUUGGUAUGGGGAAAAGCGGACCUCAAAACCUGGCUAAGCGGAGGCUUUGGAACUCUAUUUGUUUUAUGAUGGUAUUAGUCUCUCUGUUGCUCAGACCAGCAUGUUGCCACCAGUGCCGAAUUCAGCGCUGCAACACCGAGUACGUGGCCUCCACGUCGCCCUCUAGCGGCCUGCAUGACGACGCGGCGUCGGACGUGGACUACUGCAUCGCGCUGCGGGCCUACUCGCUCUGCACCCGGCGCAUGGCGCGCAGUUGCCGCGGCGACCUCUUCUACCACUCGGCCGUCUUCCGCAUCAAGGAGCUGUUCACGCAGCACAACUGCUCCAGCGACGGGCCCACGUCGUCGGGCCGGGCCGCCGGCACGCCGCGGCCCGCCGUGCCGGAGCUGUGCGACUACGAGAGCCGCGCGGCCGCCGCCGCCGGGGGGGCCCGCGGGAAGUACGCGCACUGCGGCCUGUUCGGCGACCCGCACCUGCGCACCUUCCGCGACGAGUUCCAGACCUGCAAGGUGGAGGGCGCCUGGCCCCUCGUCGACAACCGCUACCUGUCCGUGCAGGUGACCAACGUGCCCGUCGUGCCGGGGUCCAGCGCCACCGCUACCAGCAAGAUCACGGUGAUCUUCAAGGCCUUCCGCGGCUGCACGGAGCAGAAGGUGUACCAGGCCACCACGGAGGACCUGCCCUCGGCGUUCCAGGACGGGACGCGGAGCGGCGGGCAGGGCGGCAGCCUGUGGAUCGCGGAGCGGGGCGGGGGCGCGGGCGGGCGCCAGGUCCGGAUCCAGGCGCAGUACAUCGGCACGUCCAUCAUCGUGCGGCGGGUGGGCCGCUACCUCACCUUCGCCAUCCGCACCCCCGAGGACCAGCUGGGCUCGGCCGAGGAGAGCGGGGGGCUGCAGCUGUGCCUGCACGGCUGCCCGCGCAGCGAGCUCAUCAAGGAGCACACGCUGGGCAGCCAGAGCCUGGCCCCGGCCCCGCCCGACCCGGGGGCUGCGCCCGCCCGCCAGGCCUACACCGUGGAGGCCGCCACGGCCAAGUGCCGCGAGACGCUGCAGGUGGAGGACGUCUACUUCCAGUCGUGCGUGUUCGACCUGCUCACCACGGGGGACCCCGACUUCUCGCUGGCGGCUUUCGGGGCCCUGGAGGACCUGAAGGCCCUGCCGCCCAGCAGACUGAGGCAGAGCUCGCCCAGGACUCCCCCGCUGCAGACCGGCAGCUCCCCGGGCCUCGCCCCGGGCCGUGUCCCCUGCCUGCUCACACUGCUGGCCCUGCUUCUGUUGCUUUUGUAAAAAAAAAAAAGAAAUUCUAAGAACAAAUGACAACUGAGUGAGAAAACGGUCACCGGGAAGGCGACUCCAGCUUGAGGAAGGAGUGCUCUGAAACUAGCCUUUUUUCCUUCUUUUUAAAUAUUUUUUUUCACCCCACCAUUUUGUAUGUUCUUUUUGCAACGAUAGACCCUGCUUGGAAAAUCUUUCUCAUUGCACCACCUUGGUGAGGACAUUAAUCCUGAAGGAACACUAGAACAUUUCCUCACAGCGAGGAUCUCCCCUCUACGUUUACGUCCAGGGACCCGUCUCCACGUCCCAGACUCUAACUGCUCCGUGCUUUCCUUUCCCUUCCGAUGUGAUUAUCGUUGUGACCGUUUGUGUGGUUGACAAAGGGCGGAUUGACACUCGUAUGUGACUCUUUAAAAAUGUGAAACUGCAAACGCCAUGGCUUUCUGGGUGGGUUGUGAAGGCAGCUAACUAGUUGACAAGACUUUUGUUAACAUUUCCGAAGUUCCUAGAAAUGUAAUACACAAACACACGGAAAUACGACUAAACAAUAAUUUCAAAAAGGUAGCGUAAACACGCUAUGGAUGGUGCUGACCUUUUUAGGUCAAUGCUGAUUAUUAGGCUACACUCGGUACUGGCCAGAAUUCACCCGAAUUAGCUUUGCGUAAUCUGACACUGCUAUUGAAUGAAAAUGGUAUUGUGACAUUCACUAUAGUAUGUAUGUUCUUAUACGACAUCCAACAACUACAUGGAAAUACUACCUAUCCAGAUAUAUUUUACGUCUUGUCGGUACUUUGUGGUCAGCGUCCGCAGAAUUAACUCUUUUAUAAAACGAAACACUCCUUCUUCAAGCUGCUCCUCUUCCAGCAUUAUUUUUAAGGUAAAGAAACAAAUCCUCUAUAUAAUAAUAUAUUAAAAGAGUGUAUAUAUGUGUUUUAUAAAAGUGUACAUUUGCUUGUAUAUAGUUUUUAACUGAUAUGUGUUGUACUCCUGUGUGAUUUGCAGUUAGUUAAUUGUUUUGCAUAUUUGUAAGAGGAAAAAAAAAGAACUAAUACGUGUUGCCAUAUAACCCUUGUUAUUUUUCCAUAUUAAAAGCGUUGGACAUGUA